AUCAUCUACAGCACUGACAGGGAUCAGCAGCUGCAGAGAGAGGGGGAGGAGAGACCAGAAUCUGAGAACAAUAGACUGGAAUGUUACAACAAUGGACAGGAGUUUAUCCGAUGGUCUUUACUGGCUUUCUCAGCCUUGGAUAUCAUUAGCAUCGCGAAUUCAUGAUGUACUGAUGGUUAUUCAAGGUGGUUACUAUCCCAUCCUUGCUAUAGUUGGUGUUCCCGUUAACGUAGUGACGAUCUAUGUCCUGCUUUAUAAAGAUUGUGGAUUGUCUCCAUGUGUCAGACGUUAUCUGGGGGCCAUGGCAGUGGCGGAUCUACUGGUCAUUAUCCUCGACCUGAUAUUGAGACAUAUUCCCAUUGUUUAUCCCGAACAGUUUUAUUUCCUGUGGUCCAUCCCCAUCCCCGUGUGUAAUAUCCACGCCAUCCUGCUUUAUGCAGCCACUGACUGUUCUGUCUGGUUCACCGUCACUUUCACCUUUGAUCGAUUUGUGGCCAUUUGUUGCCAGAAGCUGAAAAGUAAAUAUUGCAGUGAGAAAACAGCUGCUUUGGUUCUGGGAACAGUGACUGUGCUGAGCUGUUUAAAGAACAUUUUCUGGUAUUUUACGCUCACAGGUCGCUAUCGGCUGCUUAACGUCCCCUGGUUUUGUUUUGUAACAGAUGGUACUCAAUUCUCCCAUGUCUGGGCCACAAUUGAGUUCCUUCAUCACAUUCUAACCCCGGCUCUCCCAUUUCUCCUGAUUCUGCUGCUCAAUGUUUUCACCGUCAGACACAUUUUAGUGACCAGCAGAGCCCGCAGGAGACUCCGGGCUCACACCAAUGGGGACGGUCAGAGUGACACAGAAAUGAGAAAUCGAAAAAAAUCCAUCAUUUUACUGUUUGUGAUCUCAGCCAAUUUCAUCCUGUUAUGGUCAACAUUAAUGAUGUUUUCUAUAUGGUAUCGGAUGUGGUAUUUGGGGUAUUACUCUGUGUAUCUAGAUUGGUUUGUGCAGGAAUUGGGCUUCAUGCUGCAGCUCCUCAGUUGCUGCACAAACACCGCGAUUUAUGCCGUGACCCAGACUAAGUUCAGGCAGCAGCUGAAGAAUGUGCUGAAAUAUCCCUUUACCCAAAUUCAUCCAUCAAUCAAAUUCACUCAUUAAUCAAU
This is a messenger RNA of Stegostoma tigrinum, 1143 nucleotides long. RefSeq names its product probable G-protein coupled receptor 139. Lineage: Eukaryota; Metazoa; Chordata; Chondrichthyes; Orectolobiformes; Stegostomatidae. Gene Ontology annotation, molecular function: G protein-coupled receptor activity. The transcript is spliced from 2 exons. The record is from RefSeq and is a predicted model, not a curated record. Gene Ontology annotation, cellular component: membrane. Gene Ontology annotation, biological process: G protein-coupled receptor signaling pathway. Bases 92 to 1138 code for a protein of 348 amino acids.